CAUAAACAAACGCCGCUCGGUCGCACGUGGACCGCGGAGCUGCUGCGCCUCGCGACAGAUCGCGGGCUCCGGGCGCCCUGCUUCCAGGCACAGGGAACCGCCAGGGAGGGCAGGAGAGCGCUCCCGGGCCGGGCCCCAGCCGCCUCCGCUCCCCUCCCGCUCCAUGGCUCCGCAGCCCCCGCCGCCCGUGCCGCCCUCCUGCUCGGAGGGGCCUCGCGGCAGCGGGUACGAACACUCCGUCAAGGACUAAACAGCACGGCCGCCUCCUCGCGGGCCGCUCUUCACCCCCAAGGAAAGCCAAGGCAGCGGAGACAAGAGGAGGGAGGAAGGAAGAGUGAGCGGAGGCAGGCGGGAAGCCGGGGCUCUGCUCUCCGCGGGACAGUCCAGCCCGAAGGAGGCUGCGCCCGGGGCGGCGGCGGGCGGAGCGCGGGGCGGCGCCCGCCGGGUUGCCCAGGGCUCUUGGCCCGCGGCUGCGGAGGAGCGUCUCGGUGCCCUCGGUCGGCCCUGCGCACCUGCCCGCGGCCUGCGCCCCAGACCCAUCUGGCCCCCGGCGUCCCCUUCCCCAUCACCGCCGCUGCUGCUGGAGCGGGGCUCCGCGGGCCUGGAGCACGGCCGGGUCUAAUAUGCCCGGAGCGGAGACGCGAUGAAGGAGAAGUCCAAGAAUGCGGCCAAGACCAGGAGGGAGAAGGAAAAUGGCGAGUUUUAUGAGCUGGCCAAGCUGCUCCCGCUGCCAUCGGCCAUCACCUCGCAGCUGGACAAGGCGUCCAUCAUCCGACUCACCACGAGCUACCUGAAGAUGCGCGCAGUCUUUCCCGAAGGUUUGGGAGACGCGUGGGGACAGCCCAGCCGCGCGGGGCCCCUGGACAGCGUCGCCAAGGAGCUGGGAUCGCACUUGCUGCAGACUUUGGAUGGAUUUGUUUUUGUGGUAGCAUCUGAUGGCAAAAUCAUGUAUAUUUCGGAAACCGCUUCUGUACAUUUAGGCUUGUCUCAGGUGGAGCUCACCGGCAACAGCAUUUACGAGUACAUCCAUCCCUCCGACCACGACGAGAUGACGGCAGUCCUGGCAGCGCACCAGCCUCUUCACCAUCAUCUGCUCCAAGAGUAUGAGAUAGAGAGGUCCUUCUUUCUUCGAAUGAAGUGUGUCUUGGCGAAAAGAAACGCUGGCCUGACAUGCAGCGGAUACAAGGUCAUCCACUGCAGUGGCUACCUGAAGAUCAGGCAGUAUAUGCUGGACAUGUCUCUGUAUGACUCGUGCUACCAGAUCGUGGGGCUGGUGGCCGUGGGCCAGUCGUUGCCACCCAGCGCCAUCACCGAGAUCAAGCUGCACAGCAACAUGUUCAUGUUCAGGGCCAGCCUCGACCUGAAGCUGAUAUUCCUGGAUUCCAGGGUGACGGAGCUGACGGGGUAUGAGCCGCAGGACCUGAUCGAGAAAACCCUGUACCAUCACGUGCACGGCUGCGACGUCUUCCACCUUCGCUACGCCCACCACCUCCUGCUGGUGAAGGGCCAGGUCACCACCAAGUACUACCGGCUGCUGUCCAAGCUGGGCGGCUGGGUGUGGGUACAGAGCUGCGCCACCGUCGUGCACAACAGCCGCUCGUCCCGGCCCCACUGCAUCGUGAGUGUCAAUUAUGUCCUCACGGAUAUCGAAUACAAGGAACUGCAGCUGUCCCUGGACCAGGUGUCCACGUCCAAGUCCCAGGACUCCUGGAGGACCGCCUUGUCUACCUCACAAGAAACUAGGAAGUUAGCAAAACCCAAAAACACAAAGAUGAAGACAAAGCUGAGAACAAACCCGUACCCCCCACAGCAAUACAGCUCGUUCCAAAUGGACAAACUGGACUGCGGCCAGCUCGGAAGCUGGAGAGCCAGCCCCCCCGCCAGCGCCCCGGCUCCCCCAGAACAGCAGCUCCAUUCAGAAGGCGGCGACCUUCUGUACGCCCCGUCCUACAGCCUGCCCUUCUCCUACCAUUACGGACACUUCCCUCUGGACUCGCACGUCUUCAGCAGCAAAAAGCCUAUGUUGCCGGCCAAGUUCGGGCAGCCCCCAGGAUCCCCGUGCGAGGUGGCGCGCUUUCUGCUGAGCACGCUGCCAGCCGGCAGCGAGUGCCAGUGGCACUAUGCCAACCCCCUGGUGCCCAGCGGCCCGUCUCCAGCUAAAAGCCUUUCCCAGCCGCCAGCGAACACAGCUCGGCACAGCCUUGGGCCAAACUACGAAGCGCCCGCCGCCGCCGCGCGCAGGUUCGGCGAGGACACCGCGCCGCCGCCGCCGAGCUUCCCGAGCUGCGGCCACUACCGCGAGGAGCCGGCGCUGGGCCCGGCCAAGGCCGCCCGCCAGGCCGCCCGGGACGGGGCGCGACUGGCGCUGACGGGCCCGGCCCCCGAGUGCUGCGCGCCGCCGGCCCCGGAGCCCCCGGGCGCGCCGGCGCAGCUGCCCUUCGUGCUGCUCAACUACCACCGCGUGCUGGCCCGGCGCGGGCCGCUGGGGGGCGCUGCGCCCGCCGCUCCCGCCCUCGCCUGCGGCCCCGGCGUCCCCGAGGCGGCAGCCGGCGCGCUGCGGCCCCGGCCCCCCGGCCCCGCCGCCGCCGCCGCCGCCGCCUCGCCUCCCGGCGCGCCCCUGCCGCACUACCUGGGCGCCUCGGUCAUCAUCACCAACGGCAGGUGACCCGCCCGGGCCGGACCGCGGGGUCCCGGGGCCGCCCGGCCUCGCGCAGGGCUGCUCGCGGGGAGAAGCCAUAGGCCAGCCUCCUUGGCUCCCGUUUGGCAGAGUCCAGCCGAGUCACGAGGGGCGAGCUGUAUAUGCACGAUUUAAAUUAAUUUAUACAGAGACGACUAUUUUGCUAGAACGCCGCCGCCGCCGCCUUUUAGAUUUGUACCGUAGACGCCAUAAACGCCGCCGUAGAGGACUGAGACUGCGACAGGGGGAGACCUGACCGCCCGACCUUUGUUCUCCAAGAGCCGGGUUUUCUGAAAGGGCGAAGCUGAGCGUCCCCGACGUCCCACGUGUGGCCUCACUUACUCCGUCUCUGGGGACCCUUGGGGUCCUCACCUUGAAACCAGGCUUGCGCGCCUUGCCUUGGCCCAGAUGCUCACUGCCCCUCCGGGGGAUUGAAGGGGGGUCCCCCCGCUUCACCAAAUCCUCUACUUAAAGGAGGAAAGCCCACCCUGAUACAGGUGCAGGGGGGGAGACCUGGAGGCCCCCUGUGAGUAACGAGAGCCCUUUUAGAGAGGCAGAGUGUGACUAAGUCCUCUCUGAACGGACAACUCCUCUGUCUUACAUUCAUGAGUGUCAUUAAAAGACGUUUUAAUUUAACCCUUUCUUUAGUACAAAAGUCAACAAGCCGAGACCAAAGGGGUGAUGGUGGGUGUGUUUCACAAGUGCAUUCACGAGCCCUUCCUUCCGAACCCCUACGAACUCUUGAUACCGCCAAGCAAAGCACCUUCGGAAUGUCCUGAAUAGGCAUUAAAUGCAAAAAAGAUAUUUUAUGAGAAUGACAUGUGGAUGAAUUAGGUGCCCAGUGGAUUGGCCACCCCUGUCAGGUGUGAUGACAAGGCAAGUUCCCUACGGCCCACACAGACCUGUACUUCUCUAGGCUCGUGUUUGCUACAAGUAGUGCUCAUAAAGCUAGUGAAAUUGCAUGUGCAAUACGGAAAAUUGUCAGUGGACUGCGCCUCGUGGAAGAAAACAUGCAAAAGGGAUGUAAGGAAAAUGAUGUCCACUUUGUCUUCAGCGUUUUCUGCAUUUUAUACAGAGCAAGAAAACUCCGUGUGAACCAGUCAUGUGUGUAACAGGUAAACAGAAACCUUUUUACGAAGCACCAGCAGUGUUUUUAAAAUAAACUUCCAUUAAAUUUUGUUUUUUUAUACUUUUGCUUCAAGAUUUCGCCAUUUAAAACUCCUAUGAUGGCUCUGAAGUGGAUCAAUACAUUGAACCACUGUCUUUCAAUCCGCCCUCCCCUCAAACACUCCCUCAUUUUGCUGCUUUUUCAAAAACUUCCAUGAGUGGAAAGGUUAUUCACAAAUGUCUUGAACUCACUGUUCUAGAAUCAAAGUGCACGUACAUUGACUGUUCUCAAAAUGUGAAAGGAUCUGUUGCCAACCCAGUGUCACUAUGAGAACCUGCCUUUCCCCUAGGACAGGGUCAGUUGCCUUAAGGUACAAUUUGCAAAUUUAGGAACGUGUGUCUUACAGUGAAGGGGCAGAGUCUUAAGAAUCAAAGGCACACACCACUAUAACUGUACCUUCUACCACACUUAGCUAUACCUCAUGAACAGCUUUUUGUGAGUGUACACACAUUAAAUAAGCCUGGGCUAUUAUUUUUAUGCUGCCGAGACCCAUGAUUAAACCACGAUUCCUGGAAAGUGCAGGUUUGAUGAGCAGGACAUAUCACCUGACAUUUUUCAAUAAAGUACCGUAAAAUGCUUUUGUGUCUACCUGGUUAUUAACCAUUGGGGGCUGUGUAAAUAAAUACAAACCAUGAAGGCUUUCAGAGCAGUUUAAUAUCAAAGGUUACUGUUAGGAAAGAAGACCAUUAUAGAUGUACAAAUAAAUAGGCUUAAGGCUGAGCGUAUAUGUACUUGAAAACUAAAAUGAGAACUAGAAAAACAUCCCUGCCCAAACACUCAUCAGUUUUCAUAGACUAGAACGCGCCCUAUGCCACUGGGCUUCCAGGCAGCCAGGAGCUCCAGGCAAAGUUAAGAGCAGUUACCAUGACAACCUAAUAUUGUUACUUCAUCUUUUAGCCCGUACAUUUAAGCUGGGGUAUCAUUUCUUGACGUCUAUGGGCUCUGCAGGAGGAAGAGGAAGCAUUUUAAUAAAUAUGUCCAUCUUUCACAAAAAAAUGAAGAAAGUUAGAGUGGGCGCUAGCAUGCCAACAAAAAUGCCUGAUCAGAUGGAUUUGAGAAAUAAGCCCAGUUCAAGACUGGCUUGGCCCUGCCGCCACUGGGCCUCCCAGGGAAAGGAAUUCCUUUAUGUUCACGGAAGCCCUUUCUAGAAAAGCCAUUCCAUUCAUACCUUUGUAGAGAAGUGAGCAGGGUGUGGGGCGCUGCCGGCUCGGAGGAAAUCUAUCAGAGCCUGCAUUUUCUGCUCCGUCACCCCCACCCCUUUUAUCCUUUUAAAGUCUGAUGCAUCCUAAAGGUGGGAGAGGUUACUCCGUCAAUGAAUCCCGUAUAAAGUCUACCCCAAGUAUAUUUUCUUGUGACUGAAAGGCGGUUAAGGUCGACUGUGGGGGCUGCUACAGAUAAAACGGAAUAAAAAGAACAUUUUCCAAGAAAUUCCAUAGAAUUACAGGAGCCUAAAAUUUUAGCAAAUCGUAGCCCUUGGCUUAGCUAAGAUGCAUUGUUCAAGCUAUUCCUAAACUUAUGGAUGUAUGAUAAGUAAAGGUUAAAAUCUUGGAGAAAAACUGUUGAGACAAAAGUCAGGCAGUAUUCACAAAAAAAUAAGAACGAUCCAACAAGAACAAAAUCUGUUCUUACAUUAAAUUUGCUGUUCCAUUCAACAAUUUUCAAAUAUAAUGUUUUACCACAUGAAACUUAUUUCUCACGUCAGUUAAUUGUUUUUAACUUUGGGGUUUUGCUAACUCUUAUUCUUUGGAGUAAAGCAAUUUCUCUUUUGUAUGAUACAUAAUACAUGUGUCAAAAAUACAUUAAAACAAAGCAAUCAGCUUUCUAAUACUUAGAAAUACAUACGUAUUCCUUACUAUGUAAAACUAUUUAUUUUAAAAAAUGUUUAAAUAUGAAUAAAAGUACUGUAACCAAGAGGAGUUGUGUAUUUUUACAAAUGAAACAUGGUAAAAAUAACAACGAGCCCAAACUAUAUAGAAAGUCUUAAAGUUUAUUUUGGUAGACUUGCAGUUAUAGGCAUUGGUUUAAAGUAGUUACUUUUCAGAGAUGAUUCUUUGAAAAACGGAAGAUGCUGAGUUUCACACUUUAUUUUCAAAUAUGCAUAGUAGUGCCCCAGGAAUAAGGACUCUCCAUCUUUGCCUGAGAGCAAACAGAUCUACAGAAUGGAAGUCUAAAAUGACUCUUUUAUGCGCUCUGAAACUGCCGGGUGAGGCUGGCUUCGCUCCUGGUUCUCAGACUCAAGGGUGAGGGCUGACCACGUGGUAGUCCUCCCGCAUGUAUGGGGCGGGGGGGCGGGGGGGAAAUGCUGCAAGCGGCCCCUCUCUGGGUCUUGCACCCACCCUUCCUUGGGCCACUUGAUCCCAUAUUAGGCGCCAAUGUGCUGCAGCAGCAAACCCCACCGGACACAAAUACUUCUGACUUUGCUCCUUGCAGUGUACGUGCUGCUAGGACAACCACUGCCAAGGAGCACUGACCCAGCAAGGGGCCGCAGGAAGCCCUGCUAUUGCUGUGUCCUAUUUUAGGGCAUUUGUCCUCAAGAAUUACUCUGAAAUUUGCUACCAGCCCAGAGGGGAGGGUGUUUUGCCUUUUACAUAACUUGGUAGAUGCUCAAUGCACAGCCUCUGAAGUGGGGCACAAUUCAAAUAUCCUAAAAGCACAGGCCAGUCCUGAGGUUAAAUGCAAAAACUGUGGUCUUUAAAGAUUAAGAAGGAAAUGCAAAGUUCCCGUUAAGACGUUGAAGCUCCUUGAGAUCACAGAUUACGGGGUGCACAAACGCCCCAAAUGGAUGAGUGCAGUAUAGCAGGUAGACAAGCUUCCUUAAUGCUAAGAGCUAUCAGUCAAGUGCCUUUAUCCAGCUGUUCUUCUACAGGAAGCAGAAUUAAAAAGUCUUUGGUUCAUCUGAGGCAAAAUCAGGUUUAUGUAAAAACACUGCUCCAAGUAUCUUCAUCUCUGUGCCAAGUCUGUUUCGUCCCCCUCAAGACAACUGGGUGUCGGCCCAAGCAAGACGAGUCUUAGAAGCACAGAGGCAAAGCGAUACGCCCAGAACGUCUCCAUUGCUUCGACGUGGCCACACUUCAUUAGUUUUAAUUUACCAAAAGGAAAUUAAAUGAUAACCUUUUUUUUUUUUUUCUUCUCAAAGCAGACUGUCUAGAAUAGGACUUUAGCUUAAAGCAAAUCAUGGCAUGUUUUUCAUUAAAUAACCCCCCAAAGAAAUCCAAAAAGUCAAGAUGGCAGCUCUGAGAGAUGACUCGCCUUCUAUUACAAAGUUUGAGAAAUGAAACUUGCAACAUUAGUCUGAGAUCUUUCUUCUUGGUGAUAUUUUGCAGAUGUCCUCUCAGGGGUGAUUUUGUAAUUCUGGGGUGCUGUGGACUUUUCUUUAGACUUGGGCAUUUAAGAGAGAGUGGUCGAUUUUUUAAGAAAAAUAAUUCUAAUUGAAGCCUUAUUUGCAAAGAUUACUUCUGAAGUUACUUUAAAGUUACAUUUCGAAAACGCACAUAUUGCAUUGGUGUACUUAACUAAACGUGUUAUUAUUUUCCUUCCUAUGGAGGGCUGCCUGUGCCUGGCUAAAGGUAGACCGAUUUUAUACUGCAAACCACAAGUUUCUGGAGUUAGCCUGACUGCGUAAAGCUGGAUAAAGAUGGUGCUAGUGUAUCAUAAGGGGAUUUUGUUCAAAGCUGAGAGCCUCAUCAAAUUUUCUUUCGACUAAUUUCAGCUGGGAUUGGCAGGAAGAGAGAAAAACGGACCCAAAAAUGGCCUUUUCAGGCUGUAAAGUAAUGCGUAUGAUUCUCAAGUUCAAGAGAGAUAGGAGUUACAUGGAAAAAGCAUGGAAUACAUCUGGAAAUAGCAAAUGUAUAUCAAAAGGCUUCCUUUCUUUUGUUCUUCCACGGAGACUCUUAGGGCAUCAGAUUUGGAACGUCUUUUAAAGCUACACACACACACACACACAUACACACACACCCUCUUAACUGAGGGUACCACUAUUCAGUAUCAAUAACAUUUUCUUUUUUGGCAAUAUAAGAAAAAGGAGGCAAAAAAUAUGACUUACAAAUGAACGGGCAUGUAUUUUUAUAUUCUGUGUACUGCUCAGUCCUGCAAGAACGCUCCACAUUUCAAAGCAAGGCUUAAAAGCUCCAAAUCCUCCUUUGCGUGUGGUAUGAGAGGAAGACUUCAUCUCCAGCUGUUAGAGCCAAAUCAUCCACCCUCACGGCCCAGCAAUUGCCUAAUCAACGCGUUAAGGAUCUUGAACUUGAUCCCAGCACUUCAGAAUAUGCAAUAAAUUUAAACUCAUGAAAGGAGAGCUCAUUAAUUGAUGUCAAAGUAAUUGCAAAGUAAAGUUAAAGGUCAUGGCAAUCAUACCAGCUAGAUGUGCUUCUGUAGCCGUUUAGACAUCGUGACUGGACCACAAACCACCAGGCUGAGAGUCACUCUUAGGCAUCCACCCUCUCUUUUCUUCAUUAACAAAAAAA
Molecule: messenger RNA, 8308 nt
Organism: Sus scrofa (pig)
Lineage: Eukaryota; Metazoa; Chordata; Mammalia; Artiodactyla; Suidae
Gene: SIM2
Product: SIM bHLH transcription factor 2
Biological process (GO): regulation of transcription by RNA polymerase II
Cellular component (GO): nucleus; cytoplasm; transcription regulator complex
Molecular function (GO): protein dimerization activity; RNA polymerase II transcription regulatory region sequence-specific DNA binding; DNA-binding transcription factor activity, RNA polymerase II-specific
Source: RefSeq, a predicted model, not a curated record